AUCAGCGUAAUGUAAAGAGACUAAGAAGCGGAGGCAGAGCUGAAUUUUAAAUUUAGCGUUAGGUCCCGAACCUGAAACAUUAAAAAUUUUUUUCUGCAGAUGUUGCCCGACCUACGAAGUAAUCCCUGCAUUUCAGACUGGCGACAUCCUUGGCAUGUUGCACUUAUGUUCUGAUAACCUGCAGUACAGCGCGGAGGCGAUGGCUAUGCCUGAGGUGGUUCCUCGGAGACUUAGCUUGCUCCCUCCCCUCGCUCCUCAGCCGGUCCCCGUCCCCGCCCCCUCCCGGGCGGCGGCAGCAGCGCCCAUACAACCGGUGUGGAGAUGUUGCCUGCUUCUCACUCGCACCGGUAGGAACCGCCCUUUCAGUGCUUUCCUCCUCCCUGCUGCCACUGCCGGCCGGCUUGCGAGGAGGAAGCGGGCUGCAGGGCAGUGGCAGGCGGAACCGCAGCCGGGGCUCUCAUCCGACCUCUCACCGGCACCGAGCAAGCGGCACCAGCGGGCAGGCAUGGGAGACGGCUGCUUUCGGAGAUUCGCCAACUGCCUCUACACCUGCUGUUUGACAGAUGAAAAAGUAAAGACUUACCUUUCACUUCAUACACAUGUACUGGAAGAAUUUGUGGCAGACAGUGUUGAUGUUGAAACAGUAGAAAAAUGGCUAAUGAAAAAGCACAGCAGGCAAGAUGGUGAAAUUUUGCUGAAGUUAGCAAGUCCCUCUACUGAAGCACCAGGAGCAGAAUUUAUUUGGGAUGACUCCUUGUCCAAAGAAACAAAUAGGUACUUGGAAAGCAACAUUCAGGCAGUGGUCUACGAAUUAAAUUCAUACCUAGAACAGCGUCUGGACGUUGGUGGUGACAACAAACUACUAUUGUAUGAAUUGUCCAACAUCAUCAAAACAGCCACCAAUGCUGACACAUUUGCGCUUUAUUUUUUGGGAGAAGGCAGCAAUCAGACACUUUACUUGUUUACUCCAGUCGGAUUAAAUGAUAAUCAGCAGCGACUUACUCCUACAGGGCAAGUUGGAUAUGGCACCACAAUAGCAUCGUAUGUAGCCAAAUUCAGAAAAACACUUCUAGUAGAAGAUAUUGCUGGGGACAAAAGAUUCCCCAAAGGGACGGGGCUGGAGUCAGCAAGUCCUAUCCAAUCUGUUCUCUGUUUACCAAUAAUCACUGCCGGCGAUGAGUUAAUAGGUGUUUUGGAACUGCAUCGAUAUUUCAGCAAAGAUGCCUUUGACAUCAACCAACAGAAGGUUGCCACUGCAAAUUUAGCGUGGGCUUUGGUGGCAAUACAUCAAAUCCAGGUGUCAAAAGGUCUUGCCAAACAAACUGAAUUGAACGAUUUUCUACUGGAUGUUUCCAAAACCUACUUUGAUAAUAUAUUGGCAAUAGAUUCACUACUUGAACACAUUAUGAUGAAUGCAAAAAGCUUGGUGAAUGCAGAUCGCUGUGCACUCUUUCAGGUUGACCACAACAAGAGAGAACUGUAUUCAGACUUAUUUGAUAUCGGUGAAGUGAAAGAAGGAAAACCAGUCUUCAAGAAAACUAAAGAGAUUAGGUUUUCUAUUGAGAAAGGAAUUGCUGGACAAGUAGCACGAACAGGGGAAAUUCUAAACAUUCCUGAUGCCUAUGCAGACCCUCGCUUCAACAGAGAAAUAGACCUUUAUACAGGGUAUACAACACGAAACAUUCUCUGCAUGCCUAUCGUCAGCCGAGGGAUUGUCAUUGGUGUUAUACAAAUGGUGAACAAAAUGAGUGGUAAAGCCUUUACUCAAACAGAUGAGAAGAACUUUAAAAUGUUUGCAGUUUUCUGUGCUUUGGCUUUACACUGUGCAAAUAUGUACCACAAAAUACAACAGUCAGAGUGCAUUUAUCGGGUCACAAUGGAGAAGCUGGCUUAUCAUAGUAAAUGUACAACUGAAGAGUGGGAGUCCCUCAUGAAAUCUACUUUGCCCAAAUCCCUUUGCAAAGAGGUUGAACAAUUCCAUUUUGAUAUCAGGCCCUAUGAGGACCUCUGGCCAAGGAUUUUUAUCUAUAUGAUACAUAGUAGCUGUGGAAAGAACAGCACUGAUCUGGAAAAACUGUGUCGGUUCACAAUGUCAGUGAAGAAAAACUACCGUCGUGUGCCUUACCACAACUGGAAACAUGCGGUCUCUGUGGCACAUUGCAUGUACACUAUCCUGCAGAGCGUUCAGGGCACAUUUUCAGAACUGGAGUGUCGCGGGAUGACCAGCAAUCAUUGCCUAUCUCAUAACAGUAUGGGAAGUACUGUUAGAAUAGCCCGGAGAAAAAGUCUCCUUGUGGCUUGUUUGUGUCAUGACCUAGACCACAGAGGUUAUACUAACAGCUACCUACAAAAGUUUGACCAUCCACUGGCCGCUCUGUACUCCACCUCCAUAAUGGAGCAGCAUCACUUCUCCCAGACAGUUGCUAUCUUACAGUUGGAAGGGCAUAAUAUUUUCGCCAAUCUGACAGGUGAUGAACAUGAAAAUUUGUUGGAAAUCAUUCGGAAAGCCAUCAUUGCCACUGAUCUUGCACUACAUUUUGGAAACAGAAAACAGUUAAGUGACCUGCUGCAAGCAGGGGCAUUGAAUAUCAACAAUCAAGCACAUAGAGACAGGGUGAUUGGUCUCAUGAUGACAGCUUGUGAUCUCUCCUCCGUCACCAAAUUAUGGCCAGUUACCAAGGCAACAACCGCUGAUAUAUAUGCUGAAUUCUGGGGAGAGGGUGACGAAAUGAAAAAAAUGGGACUACAGCCCAUACCCAUGAUGGACAGGGAUAAACAUCAUGAGAUCCCCGAGGGCCAGGUUGGUUUCUACAAUGCUGUAGCCUUGCCUUGUUAUCGUAUACUUGCAGAGAUCUUUCCAGCAACCACUCAUUUGUUAAAAUCUUGCAGAGAGAAUCUUGCUCAGUGGGAGAAGAUCGUACAAUCAAGAGAUGCCUCAGGAACAGCUCGAAACCAAAAGUCUCCUUUGAAGAACAGCCCUGUAAAAAUUGAGAACUAAUGAGACCAGUACUCUGAAAUGAAUGCUCCACCAUUGCAUAUGGCUCUGAGUAGAAGAAGAGCCUGUAACUGUUGUUGAUACAGUGACAUUACCUCAUGAAUCCAUGACAACAUUACUCCCUUUCUAGUUGAUUACACUGGACAUUUGGAAAUUUAACAUUUUGUAAGGCAUCAGAUGUGGCUGUUCUAACAAAUCUGUUGUGUUUGGAAAAUAAUAUGAUUUUUUAAGAAAAUAUUGGCCCUUAAUUAUAUAUUGUAUUGCUGUGGCCUUAAUAUACUUAUAAACAGGGAGGUACUUUCCAUGCAAUCAUAUGCUAGGUGUAGCAUUUGCAGUGGUACUGAAAUCAUUAUUUUCAUUAUAGGUACUUUAUAUAUCAGUAUGAAUGUUGGUAGAAGAGAUACAGUGUGUGUAUGUGUAAAUAUAUAUAUAUAUAUAUACACACACACACACAUACACACACACACACACACACACACACAUAGUGUAUAUAUAUGUAGGAUGUUGCAUUGUAGUAGCUGUAGUCUGAGUGACAAAUAUUGUUAAAUUAUUACUUGAACUGAUGACAGCAUGCAACAGAAAUGCAAAUUGCAAAAAAAAAGACAGAUCUUUCAGUCAACUUAGAAUUAUUUCCAACUUAGAACAGUAAAAGAAAUUUGUAGUCAAAUUUCUGUUGGGGGUGUAAAUGAACACAAGUCAAGGGGAUAAAGAAUUUCUUUAUAGGAAGGACAGAAUAAUGUACUAUUUUUCUCUUGUCCUGUAACAAGCUGGUUUAGACAUUGAUUUACUUCAUUUGUUUGAGUAGUAGCUGUGAUGAACAGGUUUUAUGGUGAAGGUGCUCUAAAUUGGAUAAAAUCUGGAUAAACUUGAAGUUGGUAAUCUGAAAUAACAACCCUAAUAUUUUCCCCAUAUCUGAACAGCAGUAUAUAAUGAUUAGCAGAACAAGUCAACAGUAACAAUUCGGUAAAAGGUCAAGGCCUCAUGAAGAUUGUAAUUUCAUUUUGUUUUCACUUUUGAUUUUUAAAUGAGGGAAGUGAGUGAGAGAUGAGAAGUGGGAAUUUAUCUGCUUACCAAAUGUGGGAAAUUCUCGAGUUUACAGGUUUGUAAUACAUUAUAUCACAGGAUAGAUGUUGUCCUGAUACAGAAAACACAGAUUGACACUCAUGGGUGCCCUACAGUGAACACUGACACAUCAGCUGAAUCACCACAUUGCCACUGAUAACUGUAACUGAAUUGAACUCCAGCCAGAAGAAUCAAUGCUGUUGUAUCUUUCAGUAGUUGCUACUCCAGAGUAAGUAACUGAAGAAAAGUUUUGUAUUUGGAAAAGGAAAACUUGAAAACAUCAGACAGGCACAAGGUAAGUAAAUUAUCUGAGCACAAAGCAAAAGAUCAUAUUAAUGUGACAAUGGUUGCACAGAUUUAUUGCAGAAGUGAAUAAUCUUUUUUUCUUCAUGAAUUGCUUACCAAGUAUUGUUCAUUACCAUACGUCAUUUCUGAAUAAUGAAAUUACUGAAAACCAUUCAGUAUCCAACAAUGAAAUGAAAAAUGAAUCUUGCCUUUCAAAGUUUAGAAAUAAUUUGCACAAUGUAAGUUACACUAUGAGUACCUCGGCAAAUCUGUGGAGUAAGAUUUACCAAAGCUGUGAGGCAAAGGCUUUAGGCAUACAGUAUACUGUCAUGCUUUUUUGACAGAAGUGAGAUGUGUGAUUGCUAGAACAUUCCUAAUGAUUGAAAAAUAUUGGUAAUAUGAUCUUGCAUUCUCACGCUACAUUUGCUAGACAAAAAGAGAUAAUGCAGGGGAAGAGUAAAUGGGAAUUCUAUCAUGCAUAACAGACCCCUUGUAUAAAUGUUUUUAAUCCUUUCUAUCUACUGCUACACAUUGAUUGUUCCACUUAUAAUACCUGAAUGUUUAAAACUUACAAAACUGAAGUAUCCAAAUUGACAAAACAUUGAUAGCUUUUAACUUCAUUUGCUUCCCUAAUAUAAAUUAUAAAAUCAUACUGUACCAUAGAACUGAUGGGCCUUUUCAUGGAAUUCUAAUAUUGCAGUAUGUUGCACUAGCCUACUCGGAAUGCUGUCAAUCUUGUUGGCUCUAGUUUUUUCUGGAAGUUUUAAAUCUAUUUUUUGCACUCUUUUAUUGUACUUAAUAUAAUGGAAUGCUUUGUGUGCAUGUAAUAUGUACAAACAAACUGGAACUUCAUAACAUAUUUCUUCUCAUGCCUGCUGCCCAAGCAGCUUCAACGUCACCUGUAAAUACAAGUAAAUGCUGACUAAUUGUCCUCUUUAGCUUUAUUAUAAAAUGUAAUGUUUCAGUGUAACAAAUGUUAAUAUUUAGGCAAUUGUUUACUCCAAGUGAUUUGGUUAUGUACAUUUACAAUGCAGAAACAUAACAGUUACUGUAAAUUAAUUUGUACACAGUAUAGUAUGUUGGUUCAAAAAGUCCGAAGUUUUGGUUGGGCUUUUCUGUUAGAAGUAUUUCCAGAGUAGAUACAUGUUGACUAGUAACAGGAUAUACUCUGAAGAAGUGAAAAUGGUAAAAACUGCAAGUGCAAUAAUUUUGAGGUGUCUUAACUUCCAGUUUAUAAAUUAUAAAUAUUGUACAUGUUCUGUAAGUUUUCUUGUCUCUUCAUUUGCAGUCUUUGUAUUAAAAAAACCUAUACUCUU
Molecule: messenger RNA, 5658 nt
Organism: Hypanus sabinus (Atlantic stingray)
Lineage: Eukaryota; Metazoa; Chordata; Chondrichthyes; Myliobatiformes; Dasyatidae
Gene: pde10a
Product: phosphodiesterase 10A
Exons: 24
Coding region: 155-2998 (947 amino acids)
Biological process (GO): signal transduction; negative regulation of receptor guanylyl cyclase signaling pathway
Molecular function (GO): 3',5'-cGMP-stimulated cyclic-nucleotide phosphodiesterase activity; protein binding
Source: RefSeq, a predicted model, not a curated record